AUGUCGAUCAUCCCCAGCUUCCGACGAGGCAGCAUUUUCGACCCUUUCUCUCUCGAUGUCUGGGAGCCAUUCAAAGAUUUCCCAUUCCCUUCCUCCUCAUCACUCUCCACAUUCCCUGAAUUUUCCAGGGAAAAUUCAGCUUUCCUGAACACGAGGAUCGACUGGAAGGAGACCCCGGAAGCCCACUUGUUCAAGGCAGACCUUCCGGGGCUGAAGAAAGAAGAAGUGAAGGUGGAGGUUGAAGACGACAGGGUGCUUCAGAUCAGCGGAGAGAGGAACGUAGAGAAGGAGGACAAGAACGACAAGUGGCACAGAGUGGAGCGCAGCAGCGGCAAGUUCUUGAGGAGGUUUCAGCUUCCUGAAAAUGCAAAGGUGGAGGAGAUUAAGGCUGCAAUGGAGAAUGGGGUUCUGAGUGUCACUGUUCCAAAGGCAGAGGUGAAGAAGGCUGAUGUCAAAGCCAUUGAAAUCUCAGGUUAA
Messenger RNA from Prunus armeniaca (apricot), 477 nucleotides. Lineage: Eukaryota; Viridiplantae; Streptophyta; Magnoliopsida; Rosales; Rosaceae. The record is from the annotation of a GenBank genome assembly.